Olea europaea var. sylvestris is the source of this 1125-nucleotide messenger RNA. RefSeq names its product 40S ribosomal protein S3-3. Bases 167 to 865 code for a protein of 232 amino acids. NCBI's taxonomy places the organism in Eukaryota, Viridiplantae, Streptophyta, Magnoliopsida, Lamiales, Oleaceae. Gene Ontology annotation, cellular component: cytosolic small ribosomal subunit; nucleus. Gene Ontology annotation, biological process: translation. Gene Ontology annotation, molecular function: RNA binding; structural constituent of ribosome. The transcript is spliced from 6 exons. The record is from RefSeq and is a predicted model, not a curated record.
CAACAUUCUAGCCCAUACGAUGAAACCCUAAUCAAACAGCGUCAAUAUAUUUGUUGUUGCUUUCCCCUGAAAACCUCAAAAUUCUCCUCGUCAUUCCCAAUCUUUCCCACAGCCACCAGCUCAAAAACAAAGCUAAUAACCAAUCACAGAGCUUAAUCCUCUGAAAAUGGCCACUCAAAUGAGCAAAAAACGAAAGUUUGUGGCAGAUGGAGUGUUUUUUGCUGAGCUGAACGAGGUGCUAACAAGAGAGCUGGCCGAGGAUGGCUACUCAGGGGUAGAGGUGAGAGUCACUCCCAUGCGCACUGAGAUCAUCAUAAGGGCCACUCGAACUCAAAAUGUUCUUGGUGAGAAAGGGAGAAGGAUUAGAGAGUUGACAUCUGUUGAUCAGAAGAGGUUCAAGUUUCCUGAGAACAGUGUUGAGCUUUAUGCUGAAAGAGUUAACAACAGGGGCUUGUGUGCUAUUGCCCAGGCUGAGUCGCUACGCUAUAAGCUUCUUGGAGGGCUUGCUGUUCGCAGGGCUUGCUACGGUGUUUUACGAUUUGUUAUGGAAAAUGGAGCAAAGGGGUGUGAGGUUAUUGUUAGUGGAAAGCUUCGAGCUCAACGUGCAAAAUCAAUGAAGUUCAAGGAUGGCUACAUGAUAUCCUCUGGCCAGCCUGUGAAAGAGUACAUCGACUCUGCUGUGAGGCACGUUCUUCUUCGACAGGGCGUUCUGGGUAUCAAAGUGAAGAUCAUGCUUGAAUGGGACCCGAAAGGCAAGCAGGGUCCGGUUAAACCCUUACCUGACCUUGUCACAAUCCAUCCACCUAAGGAAGAGGAGCUAUACAUUCCUCCAGCUCUAGUUUCAACCGAUGUAGAGAUUCAGUAGCAUAAAAUCAUGUCAGCAGCCGGAAUACAACUGAUGUAGAUAUGUAAUAUGAAUAUUACGUCGUUGCCUAUCUGAUUUUGUUCAAGCUUUGUUGAUUUGCUCUCGGUGUUCAUGAUCGAUCAAGUCUACAUAAAGUUCUUGACCGUAUCCUAGUGGUCAUCUCUGUCGAUGUGUAAAAAUCUGAUUCCAGUGUGGAGAAUCAUAAUGUAAAAUUAUAUGCUGUGCCUUCAAUUUUUGCUAUGAUUCUAUAGUUCAAUUUU